AUGGCAGCCCCGCGCCAUCCAACGACGCAAUACCUCGCUGGGUCCUUCGUUCUCUCUGCUGGAAGCGUCCUCUUCCGGCGCAGAGCAUCCACCAACACGCUUGAGAUCUGCAUACUGCACCAGCUCACCCGUGACGAGUGGCUCCUCCCCAAAGGCCGUAAAGACCGUGGUGAAACAAUAGAGCAAGCCGCCGUGCGCGAGACGUACGAGGAGACGGGGUACGUCUGUGCGUUGUGGCCGCAGCGCAUGCCAACGCGCGCGACGGUGCCAGGUGUCAGCAAUGUGCAUGUGGUCGAGAUUGCAGGUGGAUUGGUGGAGCCUAUUGCUGUGACCGUGCGCGAUUUGGGCAGCUCGAAUUCGAAAAUUAUAUUUUGGUAUAUUACGGUUGUUGAGGAGGGUGUGGAAAAGGUGGAGGGAUCGCAGAUGGAGAAUGAGAAUUUUGAGUCGGUGUUUGUGGAUGUGGAGGAUGCGGUGGAGAGACUCACUUUUCAGGUUGAUAGGGAAGUUGUGAAUCUGGCAAUAGACAUUGUGGUUGGAGGGAGAAUUGUAGAGAGUACGUCUUCUGGGACUUUAAAUGCAGUAUAG
This is a messenger RNA of Psilocybe cubensis, 585 nucleotides long. RefSeq lists its product as uncharacterized. Gene Ontology annotation, molecular function: bis(5'-nucleosyl)-tetraphosphatase (asymmetrical) activity. Gene Ontology annotation, biological process: ATP biosynthetic process; AMP biosynthetic process. The record is from RefSeq and is a predicted model, not a curated record. Lineage: Eukaryota; Fungi; Basidiomycota; Agaricomycetes; Agaricales; Agrocybaceae. The transcript has a single exon. The coding region runs from base 1 to 585 and encodes 194 amino acids.